GAAGGGGCGGUGCUAUGCAAAACGAGCACAGCGCCUGCGCCCAGCCGCCAUGGCGGCGCCGGGGGAGGGGUGCUCGGAGCCAGCGGGGAGGGAGCCGCGGCUGCGGGACACCCCCGAGGACAUCUGCUUCGAGGCGACGGCCAACGCCAUCGCCCUGCACCCGGCCCGGCCCUUGCUGGCGGCGGGGGACGUGGACGGCGACGUCUACCUGUACUCGUACUCCUGCACCGAGGGGGAGAACCGGCAGCUCUGGUCUUCGGGGCAUCACCUCAAGUCGUGCCGGGAUGUGGCCUUCUCCCAGGACGGGCAGAAGCUUUUCACCGUGUCCAAGGACAAGUCCGUCCACAUCCUGACGGUGGAGGAGGGACGGCUGGAAACGCGCUUCCCCAAGGCCCACAGCUCGGCCCUCAACUGCGUGCUGCCCAUCGAUAACCACGUCUUUGCCACGGGCGACGACGGCGGAGCGCUGAAGGUGUGGGACCUGCGCAAGGGGGACGCCAUCUUGGAGGCCCGGCAGCAGGAGGAGUACAUCAGCGCCAUGGCCGUGGAUGGUAAUGGGAAGAUCCUGCUGACUGCCAGCGGUGAUGGCACCCUGGGCGUCUUCAAUGUGAAGAGGCGGCGCUUCGAGCUGCUCUCAGAGCCGCAGAACGGGGACCUGACGUCUGUCGUGCUGCUGAAGAGGGGGAAAAAAGUGGCGUGUGGCUCCAGCGAAGGCACCAUCUACCUCUUCAACUGGGACGGCUUCGGGGCUGCCAGCGACCGCUUCGCUCUGAGGGCCGAGUCCAUUGACUGCAUGGUCCCCAUCACGGACAGCAUCGUAUGCGUGGGGUCCCUGGACGGAGUCAUCAGGGCGGUGAACGUCCUGCCGAACCGGGUGCUGGGCUGCGUUGGGCAGCACCUGGGGGAGCCCAUCGAGCAGCUGGCGGUGGCCCCGGGCGGGCAGCUCCUGGCCAGCUGCGCCCACGACCAGAAGGUGAAGUUCUGGGACGUCUCCGCCCUGGGGGGGCUGGUGGUGGACGACUAUCGAAAGAAGAAGAAGAAGGGGGGGCCGCUGCGGGCCCUCAGCGGCAAGGCGGCGGGCAGCGGGGAGGAUUUCUUCGCCGAUCUGCGGGACGAGGCCGAGCCGGAGGCGGCGGCGGGGAGCGACAGCGACGGCAGCGACUGAGGGGCCGGGGCCGGCAGCGUGGCCCGCGCUGGGAGCGGGGGCGGAGCUCUGGUAGGCCACGCCCCCUGGGUGGGCACAGCGGGAGCGGGGAGUGGCGCUGGUCGGUCGCUCCCGCGUGGGCGGGCCCUGCUGCCACCGUGGGCAGGCCGGGAGCCGGCGUUCUGAUUGGUUCUCAGGGUUGCCGCUCAGGCUGGGCUGUAGGCGAGCUCUUAAAGGGACAGAGGG
Molecule: messenger RNA, 1390 nt
Organism: Harpia harpyja (harpy eagle)
Lineage: Eukaryota; Metazoa; Chordata; Aves; Accipitriformes; Accipitridae
Gene: WDR55
Product: WD repeat domain 55
Exons: 8
Coding region: 50-1165 (371 amino acids)
Molecular function (GO): protein binding
Source: RefSeq, a predicted model, not a curated record